AUGUCAGAGCAGGAGAGUGAAGCAAGUGUCCCUCCCGAGUCAGAGGAGAAUCAAGCAGUACCAGAACUUGAAGAGAAUCAGGAUGAAACACGGAAUGAGGAACACAAGGAUGACGCAUUAUCGGUGUCAGAGGACCAAGGACAGCCAGGAACCGAGACUGAAGCCUUACCAGGAGUGAGCACCUCUGUGGACCAAGGAGAACAAGGGAGCAAGGAUGAACUCGUACAAGGAGUGAGCAUCUCAGAGGACCAAGGGGAAGCAAGGACCGAGGAUGAAACCUUAUCAGGAAUAAGCACCUUUGUGGACGAAGGAGAAACAGGGAACAAGGAUGAACCUUUACCAGUAAUAAGCACCUCUGAGAACCAAGGAAAACCUGGGACCGAGGAUGAACAAUUACCAAGUGUAAGCACUGCAGAGAACCAAGGAGAAACAGGGAAUGAUGAUUUGACUGAACCUGAAGUAAACAUCCCAGAGGCUCAAAGAGAACCAGGGAAUAACGAUGAACCCUUACCAGCAAUAAGUGCUUCUGAGGACGAAGGAGGACAAGGGACCGAAGAGGAAACAGCCAAUGAGAUCAUUUCAGAAAUAAAGAAUUUUGAUGACCAAGGAGCGUCAGGGAUUAACGAGGACCAGGAAAAGGAGAACUUAGAAGGAGUAAAGCCUUCAGAUGGAGAAACAGGAGCCGUUGAGGAGCAAGUUAAUAGCGCUGGACCAGGGCAAGAAUCUCAGGAUGAACAGAGCCUCUCGGAACUUGGCAUUCAGGCGCACAGCACCACAACCAUGGAGCUGAUGUCAUCAGACCCCGACACUAACCUGCUGUUCACUAAUACGGAUUCAGAGUUGGAAGAUAUGACUCACGUCAUCAAUGUGAGCCUGAUAACUGAUGAUGGUGCUCAUCAGAACGUGCCAGAGGAGACUGAGCUCCCUUAUAUGCAGAAGCCCUUUUUGGGCGGCUACAGGCACAAGCUGACGGGCACCGAGUACCACCACGCCAGUGCUCAAACACCACGCAGAGCGAGACCCGGCCGAGGGGUCGAUAUAGUCAGCCGUGAUACUCAGACUGCUGAGCAGGUGCUUCAGGCGCAGCAGUGUCCAUCCAGCGUGACCACACAGAUGACAAGCGUGGGCUGCUACAUCUCUAACCUUACUGACAAGUUGCUUAGUCCGGGGCGCUACAUCACAGCAGAUGAGUAUCAUGAGGCCAGGCUCAAUGCUGUGAUUCGUCUGCAGGCGCACACACGGCGCUGGCUCAGCUGCCAAGCCGUGGACCGUCUGAGGCGACAACGUGACCGUCGUCUGGCCUGGUUAGAUCUACAGGAGCGCAGGAGGCACGAGGAAAGGGAGGAGCAACAACAAGACUGCCACAACCGCUGGAUGCAACCGCGGAAGAGGGAGGACCUCAACCUACUCUACAACGCCCUAGAGAAGUGGAGGAUCGACAAGGAGCGUCAGAUCAACCAGACGAUGCGAGGGGCUGAGAGGAAAGCGGCCCUAUGUUCGCUCCUCGAGCAGGAGACUCAGUACAUCGCCUCCAUUGGACGCCACGGCAUUGCCAUAUGGAACAACAAUUACAACAAAACUGUCAGGAAGUUCCUGGACAAGUCAUCGGCACCUCAUCAGUGGCGGGGGGCGGACGGUCGGAUGAUAGAGAUGGACACACCCAACACCAUCCGAGCCAGAGAGCUGGGCGAUCUGUACGACUGUGUGGCCAUGUCGCCAGUCAGCCAGGAACAGAGGCUUGGCAUCCUACAGUGCCUCAAACAAACAGUGGAGGUGUAUCCAUGCCAACUGACUCAGGACAUCGUGGAGCUGAUCUCCAGGGAGGAGGACCUGAUGAAACGGCAGGUGAAGGUGUCCAACCUGGAAGGUCUGAGAAAGAGACUGUCCACCCUUUUCCUGCAGUUCAUUCGCACGCCAGGAUUCAAUCCAGAAGUGGCCAAGCACCUCAAGGUACCCCAGAGCACCUCACAGCUGAAGAACGACGUGUUCCUCUGCCACAGCUGUCAGCGCUACCUCGGCUCGACCCACUUCCGCUCCUGCACUCGGAGUCACUUGAGCCGCCGCUGUCAGGAUUGUGCGCGGCUGAAGAAUAUAGCUGGGAAUCGAGACGACUUCUCCUGUUACAAGAACAUGCUGAAGAGGUUGAGGGAUGGCGAGCUGCACCUCAACAAGGACAACACUAUUCCCUUCAUCCUGCAGGUGGAGGACAUUCAGCACCUGGUGGAGGUGAUCUGGGGGGCCCGCUCGGCCCUGAGCGGUAACAGUGAUUUGUUCAGCCUGGUUCUGGUCCGCUGGGAACGGGAUAAGGAUUGGAGCCCCUGGAACUGCGUCCUGCUCUGUACAGACGAGACAGACGCUCACCUCCAGGUGGAGGACAUAUACAAGGUGUAUGACAUUCCUGUGAUCAGCAGCAUUGAACACAAACACCUGUUGGCCCGCCGCUACUAUAAUCAGAUUCCCACCAUGGUAACGCAAUCGGCCAAAGCGGCCCUCAUCAAACGUGGAACGCGUAGGAUCCCAUAA
This is a messenger RNA of Nerophis lumbriciformis (worm pipefish), 2523 nucleotides long. Lineage: Eukaryota; Metazoa; Chordata; Actinopteri; Syngnathiformes; Syngnathidae. The record is from RefSeq and is a predicted model, not a curated record.